Molecule: messenger RNA, 2042 nt
Organism: Bufo gargarizans (Asiatic toad)
Lineage: Eukaryota; Metazoa; Chordata; Amphibia; Anura; Bufonidae
Gene: DCPS
Product: decapping enzyme, scavenger
Exons: 6
Coding region: 16-1002 (328 amino acids)
Biological process (GO): deadenylation-dependent decapping of nuclear-transcribed mRNA
Cellular component (GO): nucleus; P-body
Molecular function (GO): RNA 7-methylguanosine cap binding; hydrolase activity
Source: RefSeq, a predicted model, not a curated record
CCUGCAGUACUGCGCAUGUUCCACACCACAAUGGCUCAACCAGGAGAGAAGCGGAAGCGGGAAGAUGAAGUUGAGAAUGGCGGGGCCGGGGAUACUGAGCCCUCACUCGGAACAGAACACCCACUCUCCGGGUUCCAGCUCCAGAGCGUUCUGAGAGAAUCUGCGAGGGACAAAACGAUCUUUCUGCACGGACAGGUGAGCGGUGAGGGGCAGAUUGCUGAAGAUGCAGUGGUCAUCCUGGAGAGGGCGCCCUUUCAGGCAGAUACAGUCUCUCGCCUCCUCGGCAAUAAUCCUGAGCUGAAGCUUCAGUUAAAGAACGACAUCUACAGCGUUUACCAUCUGAAUCCGCCACCUGAGCUGAAUGAAGUGAAAACCACAAUCAUCCGACCUGCAACUGAAAAACAUGUCAAGAAAUAUUUGCGUCAGGAGCUUUACCUUAUUCAGGAAACCGGGGAGGAUUAUAAGAACAUCACUCUCCCCUUCAUCGAGUCCCAGAGCUUCAGCAUCCAGUGGGUCUACAAUAUCCUGGAGAAGAAAGCGGAGGAGGACCGAAUUGUCUAUGAGAAUCCAGAUCCAGCGGUUGGCUUCAUCCUUCUACCCGACUUCAAAUGGAAUCAGAAACAGGUAGAUGAUCUGUACCUGAUCGCCAUCUGUCACCCGCGUGGCAUCAAGUCCUUACGAGAUCUUAAUGGGGAUCAUCUGCCACUGCUGAAGAAUAUCCUUCAUGAGGGACAGGCAGCUAUAUUGAAGCGGUACAACGUCGAGGGUAACCAGCUCCGGAUCUAUCUUCAUUACCAACCCUCAUAUUACCACCUACAUGUGCAUUUUGUAGCUCUGGGGCAUGAGGCACCGGGGAUCACUGUGGAGCGCGCCCAUCUCCUGAGUGACGUCAUACAGAAUCUAGAGUUGGACACUCAGUACUACACAAAGCGUGCCCUGACCUACGCCCUGCGGGCAGACGAACCACUGCUGCAAAAGUUUAAAGAAGCUGGGAGAUGCUGAGAAGGUGUUUUUAUGUAUUUUUUUUUAAUUUUUUUUAUUUUUAUAGUUGACUUUUUUAAAAUAAAAAAAAUUCAUUUUUAUUUUUUAAACCUUCAAAUCUUCUAAUAGUUUUUGUUUCAGUGAUGACAUCACACGUCUGAGCCACUGUCUGGUCAGUCAUGUACCUCUUCUGACAUGUCUCUUUUAGUUCGCCUUCAUAAUAUAACCGCUUUGGAUCAUCUUUUCUUAGCAUUCCACCUUGUAUACUGUUCUUCUGUUAUUCCUUCUAGAAAUGUUGAAUAAAUUGACAGCUGGGUGUUCCUUACAUAGCCUGACAGUGUUUAGUCGGUGCUGUAGGGACUCGCCUCUUUUAUAAAGUGAAUGCUAAAGCACAAUUGUCAGUAUAUUAAUGUAUUUCUCGGAGGUGUAACAGAGGGACAACAACAAAUUAUAAGAAAAUUGUUGUUUGAAGGCAAAUUAAAAGGGUCUUCUGAGACUUUAGAAGUGAUGACCUCUUAUUUUUUUGUGAUGAGACUGUGAUUUUAAUCACAGCUUCAGUCCAUAUGAAUACAUUCAGUUGAAUACAAUCUUGUGGACUGCAGUUGUCAUUCAAUACAAAGUUACAGUGUGGCCCAGGCCUUAAAGUUCUCAUGUGUUUUUAUUUUUUUAAUUUUUUUUUGUAAAUUGAAGACAAUAAACUGGUGAAUUUUAACAGGAAUGUCCCAAUAGCUAAAUUGCCUCUUCAGAUUAAAAGAAACCUCUCUCCUCCUCCAGCUGCAGAUGUGGAGCAGCCAGAAUUGCUGGGUGUAACCUGCAGCUUUUAGGUUUUUGUAAAUGUCCAUGUUGUCUCUCCACGCCUGCCGAGUGAGCAAGCUCUUCCAGAAUCAAUGUCGGCGCUUUCCUAUGUGCUGUGAACCAAGCAAAUGUGUCCUGGUUAUCUCCAUCCCUUCAUACGGUUUAGGGUCCAUUCACACGUCCGUAGUGUAUACACCCGGCCGGCACCCCCAUAGAACUGCAAUCGCGGACAAGAAUAGAACAUGUUCUAUUUUUUUCGGGGGCCG